CGCAUGCGCGUGUGUUAGUGUAUUCCGUUUCCAAGACAUCAUUCAUAGGGUAGGCAGGGAUGCUGUGAUAGUGAAAAGAUCGUGUGUUGAUGGAUUGAAACCCUUGGGUUGUCUUUCACGGACAUUUUGUAUCCGACAGCGUGUGUUGUGUGAACAUUGAGACAGACAUGUUCUGACUUUGUUUCGUCUAUGGAAUACCAGUCAUGCAUAGCGGAGACUUCAGUGUGGCAUGGAUUAACCCUGCUUUUGGGUACAUAGACAAUAGACAAUAACAAGAAGACACGGGAUAUUAUUACAGUCUUCAUGUGAUACCAUCUAUCCUGCUACCUUGUUUUGUAGCUAAAAAGGCUAGGAUUCAAAUAAACCUAAAGGCAAGCUGACAUACUUGAACAAUAUUUAAAGUUAAAAUGGAAUCGGAUCAAGAAAUAUCCAAUUCUGCCUCUGCUUCGACAGACAUUGUCUUGAAUUCCAUCGAACACAAAGGCAUGGAACGGGCUAUCUGGAUCAAAUGUUUUCUGAAUGGAAACCCACAUUUCCCUGGCGAGAGGGUGCUGUUCAGUCAGAGGAGGUUCAAGACAGAGGAUGCCUUCUUGGACGAGAUCACCAGGAAGCUGCACAGUGAGAAGAGUGUCCGAGCACUCAGCACACCCAAAAGAGGAACUCGAAUUCACAGUGUAUUUGAUUUGGAGGAUGGCCAACAAUAUGUGGCGCUCACUAAUGAUACAUUCAAGAAACUUUCAUACACAGAUAUAGAAACUACACCUCGGAGAAGGGCACCUUUCAAUGGCUUAGAUAUUCCAAAGAAAAACAGCAAGUUUCGUGAUGUUUCAGGGAAGAUCCACAAAAUCCCCACGCAAGCUGUCAAUAUCAAAGUAUGGCCAAACAAGAAAGUGUUGAACAGACCCCGAGUUGUCACACUUGGACAGAAAGCCUUAGGUGACAUGAGCAAGGUCAUUGAAUGUGUCAAUGAUGUCAGGUCCAUCAAGGAAGAACUCGGUGGAUGUGCAGUCAGGCUGUUCACUAGAGGUGGGACACAUAUCAACGACCCGAGUCUGCUGCGGCAACAUGAGUGUUAUGUGGCAGUGAGGGAGCAUGACCGGUUUUACGGGGGUCAGUACACCGAGACAACAGCACCUAACUUCAGGACCUCACCCAAGAUUGAGAAAUUGCCGCCCUUGAAACUCAGCCGUGGCUCAAAGAACGGCAAGCAGUGGUCACCUGACCACUCACACUCCUCCUACCCGCCAUCAGAGAACAGCUACAGUAAUCGAUACAAAAAGCAUCAAAACAAUCGUCAGAAUCGUGGGCAGUAUGAGGAGGACAACGUAUUCCCACGGAAACCAGUCACACACAAACGCCCGGCAGAACGGAAGAAAGCACAGGAAGUGGAUUAUGAUAAAGAUGAUGGUGGUGUAUUCAAAGCAAAACAAACUAACCGCCAAACUUAUGGAGCACGUGAGGUUCGAGAUACCCGGGAUACACGGGUUGACCUCCCUAUAGAUCAGAUCCCUGCAGAAGAGGUCAAGGAUGAGGAGACCAGCUCGCAUCCCCCAGGAGAUGACCACACCGCACCUGUCCCUAGCGGGGUGGAGCUUACAAAACUCCCGUCAGAUCAAAACACAGAAGAUGCAGAGGAUGGAGAACAAGAGGAGGAGCGUGUCCGAGGGAAGCCAAACAGUCACAGCAACUAUAACAAUAACAAUCAGACUCCUCCCAAACACACCAGCAAGGACUACAGUAAUAUGAAUGGCUAUGAUGAUGAUGAGAGGAUUUCCUCUCCCCCAAGACAGAGCACCCCUCCAAGAUACGGCACCCCACGCCAUACUCCCACCUCACGGAAACACUCCCAGGAUCGCUUCUCCCCGGUUCGGUCCCCAGCCCAAUCCCCCAUUGGUGAUAGUCAGGAAGAGGAAGAGGCAGCUCUGAAGAUUCAAUCCCAUUUCCGUGGACACCAGGUCCGAAAACAAAUGAACAAGGAUGAAGAUUACAAGGAUCCAGAUACUCGUGAGGAUUCAGACACUCACAAGAAAUUGGAAUCUCGUGGCAUUGACGAUGAUGUUUUGCAGCGUGAGAGAGAAGAAGCAGCCACAAGGAUCCAGGCCCAUUACCGUGGUUACCAAACCCGUAAGAAUAAAAUGGAGAGGAGAGUUGAUAGUGUUAUGUCGGCAGGAAGGAAGUCAGUAGCAAGCCAGUUGUCCCAGAGACAGGAUUCCGACCUUGGGCAAAAGGAGGCCCGGCCACAACCAUACAGGCAAGAUACCGGGGAUACAGAGACCGGAAGAUGUUGAAGGGAACCCGAUAAUAUUGUUGAUUUACAGAGGGACAGAAAUAGACACAUUUGGAUGACAGGGCAAGCUCACCAGUCGAAACCAGAGCAGGCUCUGUAUUCCCAGCCAUCAAGUCCCAUAGAUUAUACUUUGAACAAUGUGUCAAGUUUGUGCAAAUCUGUAAUUAUUCAUUGUACAUCCAAGUUUUGCGUCAUUUUUAAAGAAAUGAAACUUUUGUUAUUAAGCAACAUUUAAGAUGAUUUACCUGUAUUUAACCAGAUGUUAUAGCUUUUGUUCCAUAUUAAGUUAACUGUUGAUUAUUUUCUUCAAUCAAAUGGAAAAGGCAUUUCUCUAAGUGGCAUCAUGUUUUUUGAUUGACACAUUCUAUUUUAGGCUUAGUUGUUCUGGGGUUUUAUUUUUCUGUUUUGUUGACCAAAACAUUUAAUGGGAAGUAAAGAAAUUCAUUUUGUUUCUCAAUUUGUUGGUUUAUUUGAUUAGGACAUAAGUACCUUGGGUUAGAGUAAGUUCAACUCAUUUAUCAUUCAGUCAGAGGUGUAUAAAAGUUGUCCAUUGUACUCGACCAACUGUGAUACCAAUAGUUACAAACUGUUACUCGUACAUAGCUGUGAAAAUCUGCACUGUGAUUGUCUUAAACUAUUUUAUUUUUUCUGUAAAUUUCAAUUUUUGUGCAGUGAGUCACAUAACCCUGUCGUGCUCUCCAUACAUGAAAUGCUCACUACCCAUAGGCCUUAUGUAUUGUGUACAUCAUAUAACAGAUGUGCUACUAAUGUGUGAUUUUAUAUGCAGAUAUGGUCAAGUAUUUUCAAUUGGGAAAAAGAACAUAUCCAAUUUAUGUGGAAUUUGUAAGAAGGAAAAUAUGCAUGAAGGUUAUUUGUGUUUGACUAUUCAUAGGGUCUUGUGGGCAAAAUAGCUGUUUUUAAGGAAAAUGAGCUUUUGUCAUGUUUAAAUUUUGCUUUUCUCAGGAAAUCACUUCAGAUAUAUGUUGUGUAAAAAUAUCUUAACUGGAAAGUUUCCUGCCACAAAGAGAAGGAUUUAACCGAUAAUAUAUGGCCCAUCCAAGUUGUUGUUUGUAGUGAUUAUUGAAUGUGAUAAUCUGAUGCUUGUUUUGUUGUUCAGUUGUCAAGUAGUACAUAGUUUGUACAUAUGGCUUAGUGUUAAUUUCACUUGUGGCUGUUUUCCCAUUUCCAGAAGAAGUUGAAGUCAUUAUGUGUCAUAAACGAUAAACCAUGAAUCUUUUUUUCAAAAACUGGAAUGGUUUAAAAAAACAAACAAAAAAACCCAAUGUACAUUGAUGAGUAUUUGUGUUGUGGAAAUCAACCCUCCAAGGCCUUCUCUCGGUACAUUCCAACAGGGCAGCCACAAGUACAUGGACACCUAAUUUGCAAAAUAUGCUCCUUCAGCAUUUUGUACAUAUGGCCUAUACAUACUUGUGGUCAGCUGGAUAAUGCUGUGUUUAUUGUCUGUGAUACUUUUACCUUUAUUUCAGUAUUUAUUUGUGGUUGUACAAGCAUCUAUAUAUUUGUUUUGUUUCUGUUCAUACCAAUUAUCAAAUCAAAAGUAUUACGCUAUCAUAUCCGUCCAUUUCCCAGCUUUCCGUCCAAAUCAAGAUUUUUCCUGCCAAAUAUAUAUUUAUAUUUAUCUGUAAACCAGUCAUUAACAGUCCUGAUCAAACUUGCGAUGAUGCACUAACAAAUAUCUCAUGUUUUGAACCUACUGAUUCGAAGCCAAAAGCAGUUGUCUUUUCAGUCAUAAUCACUUGCAUUUAUGGCAGCAAAACACUGUUCUUAUCUCAACUUGGUUUUCAAUACUUUCGACCAUUUUUUUGAGAAAGACAUUGGUGUAAUGAGCUGCUAUGAGUUUCGGCAAGGUCAUCUGUCAAGGUCAUCUGUCAUAUAAACAUUUCCUGUGACCUAAAAUACAAUCUAAAUUCUAUCUGUUUCUGUUCCCAAGUUGAUAUAUGUUUGACUCUGUGUUAGUUAACUAACCUGGUGUAAGGGACAUACUAAUGUGACCAAGUAGCUACAUUGACUAUAUAGUAAGUACACAGUGUACAGGUGUUAUUGCUCUCUCUAACACGUGAUGUAUUUCCACUAACAUCUACAGUGUGUAGGUCACUGGUAAACACUUGUGUUGCACACCUCAGUAAUAUAGGGGCCUUCUGUGUAAAACUUGGGUCCUUGUGCUACACAGUUUGAUAGCCAAUAAACUGUCUUCACAAA
Messenger RNA from Haliotis rubra (blacklip abalone), 4507 nucleotides. RefSeq names its product doublecortin domain-containing protein 2C-like. The record is from RefSeq and is a predicted model, not a curated record. The coding region runs from base 408 to 2288 and encodes 626 amino acids. Gene Ontology annotation, molecular function: protein binding. Gene Ontology annotation, biological process: intracellular signal transduction. NCBI's taxonomy places the organism in Eukaryota, Metazoa, Mollusca, Gastropoda, Lepetellida, Haliotidae. Gene Ontology annotation, cellular component: microtubule organizing center; microtubule. The transcript has 12 exons.